UGCUGUGUGUUGAAAUGCUUGAAGAACGCCCACAUCUCUGCCAGCGCCUUCCAUCCUGCUGAAACCAUGGUCUUCUCUGCAGUGUUGACUGCAUCCCAUACUGGGGCAACGAACACAACAUUUGUAGUUUAUGAAAACACUUACAUGAACAUUACGGUCCCUCCGCCAUUCCAACAUCACGGCGUUGGUCCAUUGCUCAGAUACAGUAUGGAAACCAUGGCUCCCACUGGGAUCAGUUCCUUGACAGUGAAUAGCACAACUGUAACCCCAACACCAGCAGUUUUUAAGAGCCUAAACUUGCCUCUCCAGAUCAUUCUUUCUGCUAUAAUGAUAUUUAUUCUGUUUGUAUCUUUUCUUGGGAACUUGGUUGUUUGUUUGAUGGUUUACCAAAAAGCUGCCAUGCGCUCUGCAAUUAACAUUCUCCUUGCCAGCCUGGCAUUUGCAGACAUGUUGCUUGCAGUGCUGAACAUGCCCUUUGCCUUGGUAACUAUUCUUACUACAAGAUGGAUUUUUGGGAAAUUCUUCUGUAGGGUAUCUGCUAUGUUUUUCUGGUUGUUUGUGAUAGAGGGAGUAGCCAUCCUGCUCAUCAUUAGCAUUGAUAGGUUCCUUAUUAUAGUCCAGAGGCAGGAUAAACUAAAUCCAUAUAGGGCAAAGAUUCUAAUUGCUGUUUCUUGGACAGCUUCCUUUUGUAUAGCUUUUCCUUUGGCUGUAGGAAACCCUGACCUGCAGAUCCCUUCUCGAGCCCCCCAGUGUGUGUUUGGGUAUACAACCAAUCCAGGUUAUCAAGCUUAUGUGAUUUUGAUUACUCUAGUUUCUUUCUUCAUACCCUUCCUGGUGAUACUGUAUUCAUUUAUGGGCAUACUCAACACCCUUCGGCACAAUGCCUUGAGGAUCCAUAGCUACCCCGAGGGGAUAUGCCUCAGCCAGGCCAGCAAACUGGGUCUCAUGAGUCUACAGAGACCCUUCCAGAUGAGCAUUGACAUGGGCUUUAAAACACGUGCCUUCACCACCAUUUUGAUUCUCUUUGCUGUCUUCAUCAUCUGCUGGGCCCCGUUCACCACUUACAGCCUUGUGGCAACGUUCAGUGAGCACUUUUACUAUAAGCACAACUUUUUUGAGAUUAGCACCUGGCUACUCUGGCUCUCCUACCUCAAGUCUGCAUUGAACCCACUGAUUUACUACUGGAGGAUUAAGAAAUUCCAUGACGCCUGCCUGGACAUGAUGCCUAAAUCCUUCAAGUUUUUGCCGCGUCUUCCCGGCCACACAAGGAGAAGAAUCCGUCCCAGUGCUGUCUAUGUGUGUGGGGAACACCGAACAGUGGUGUGA
This is a messenger RNA of Puma concolor (puma), 1326 nucleotides long. NCBI's taxonomy places the organism in Eukaryota, Metazoa, Chordata, Mammalia, Carnivora, Felidae. The record is from RefSeq and is a predicted model, not a curated record.